AUGACAACAAAAUACAAACUAGAAGAUGAUCGCUGGUUCAACAGAUUGUAUAGUUUGAAAGAAAAAUGGUGUACAGCAUUUAGCAAAGACUUCUUCUCUGCUGGAAUACUAUCUUCACAGAGAAGUGAAAGCGCAAACCAUGCUAUUGGGUUUAAGGCAAGCAAAACCACUAGCUUAAGUGACUUCUUUUCAAUAUUCCAACAGACAGUAAUAAGAUGGAGAAGACAAGAAGAAAGGGAUGAUUUUGACUGUACAAAAGGAAUACCAAAAUCAGAUCUCUGCAUGAGUCCACUAUUAAAACAUGCUGCUUUAGUGUACACACAUACUCUUUUCAGAGAUUUUGAGGAUGAAUUCAAACAUGCAAUGGCAAGUUCAAUUGAACUAGUUGGUACACAAGGGAACACUCUGACAUACAGAGUUUUCCUCAAUGGCAUUGAUGGUUCUUCUCAACAAGUCUCGUUCAAUUACCCAGAGAUGACAAUUGAGUGUGGAUGCAGAAAUUUUCAAGAAUCAGGUUGGUUGUGCUUUCAUGCCAUAAGAGUUCUACACUUACAUUAUGUCCAAAAAAUUCCAGAGAAAUACAUAUCAUCAAGGUACUAUAACCUCAUAUUAAAGAGCCACAGAAUAGAACCAGCUAGAGCAGUGAUAGAGGAAAGUUUCAAGAAAACAAAUUCAAGAGUUGAAGAAUUAAUAAAGAUAGAAGAAGCAAAAGCAUCAGCAGAAAAAGCUAAAGCUCAUGAGAAAGCAUUACAAGAAGCAGCUGCAGCAUUACAAGCUAAUGAGAAUCAAGAAACAACGCACAAGAAUCACCACCAAUACCAACAGUCUUGGAUCCAGAUAGAGCAGUCACAAAAGGAAGAGACAACAAGCGAAUAA
Messenger RNA from Beta vulgaris subsp. vulgaris (sugar beet), 876 nucleotides. Its product is annotated as protein FAR1-RELATED SEQUENCE 9-like. Gene Ontology annotation, biological process: regulation of DNA-templated transcription. Gene Ontology annotation, molecular function: zinc ion binding. The record is from RefSeq and is a predicted model, not a curated record. The transcript has 2 exons. The coding region runs from base 1 to 876 and encodes 291 amino acids. Lineage: Eukaryota; Viridiplantae; Streptophyta; Magnoliopsida; Caryophyllales; Amaranthaceae.